This is a messenger RNA of Paramecium sonneborni, 160 nucleotides long. Lineage: Eukaryota; Ciliophora; Oligohymenophorea; Peniculida; Parameciidae. The record is from the annotation of a GenBank genome assembly.
AUGAGUGGAUUAGAACAUGGAUUCCUUACACCAUAAUGCCCUACAAAUAAGUUCACUCUUCGAGUAUAAGAACCAUCAGAUGUCUGUAGUGAAUUCAGUUCCAAAAAUUACAUGAAAAGUUUAUUGCAGAAAUCCCUUGUCGAAUUUAUUGUGGUCUGAC